AUGAUUUCAUUAUUUAAACAUGUACUUGAUCGACAUCCACCACAUUACGAAGAUGUAACUAACAAUUUUAAUACUUGGUAUAAAUUGAAAACAAAAUUGCCAUUAUCAUCGUUCGAAUUAACAACAACAAAAGAUGUAAUCGAUUUCUUGGAUGACCAUCAAGGAAGUGCAACAACAACGAAUUUCUCUCGAACUAACAACUUUGAAAAAGCUUGGAAAUACAUGGAAGUAUCAAAUGAAUUACAUGCAAAAAUAAAUAAAAAAAUAUUAAAUUUUAAGAACAAAGAAAUCGAUGAAAUGACAUUGAAGGCAAAUAUCAACAGCUUACAAAAACAAUUUAUGGACAUUUUCAAGAAUAUUUGA
This is a messenger RNA of Adineta ricciae, 363 nucleotides long. The record is from the annotation of a GenBank genome assembly. Lineage: Eukaryota; Metazoa; Rotifera; Eurotatoria; Adinetida; Adinetidae.